CGUACCCACAGGGGCGCAGCCCACGCUGGCCUGCUGCAGACCCGCCCCGUCUCAGGCCCCCGUGGGCCUGGCCUUCUGGUCCACACAGAUGACUGACGCCCCCGGGCUCCCGGGCACCCCCUUGGCGUGGACACCGCCAGCCGGGCCUGCGGGGCCGCAGAUGGAGCGUGCAGGGAACGGCUCCCAGGGCCCCGGGCCCCUCUUCCUCACCUCGCCGCUGGCCCGCGGCGUCUCAGGCGUCUUCGUGUGGGCAGCUCUGCUGCUCACCGGCCACCAGAUCUACCUGCACCUGCGCGCCUACACGGUGCCCCAGGAGCAACGGUACAUCAUCCGCCUGCUGUUCAUCGUGCCCGUCUACGCCUUCGACUCUUGGCUCAGCCUCCUCCUCCUGGGGGCCCACCAGCGCUACGUGUACUUCGACUCCGUGCGGGAUUGCUAUGAAGCCUUCGUCAUUUACAGCUUCCUGAGCCUCUGUUUCCAGUACUUGGGGGGCGAAAGCGCCAUCAUGGCUGAGAUCCGCGGAAAGCCCGUCCGGACCAGCUGCUUCCACGGCACCUGCUGCCUUCGGGGCAUGACCUACUCCAUCGGCUUUCUGCGCUUCUGCAAGCAGGCCACGCUGCAGUUCUGCGUCGUGAAGCCCGUCAUGGCCUUGGUCACCAUCGUCCUGCAGGCAUUCGGCAAAUACCACGACGGGGACUUCAACGUCCGCAGCGGCUACCUGUACGUCACCCUCGUCUACAACGCGUCGGUCAGCCUGGCGCUCUGCGCCCUGUUCCUCUUCUACUCCGCCACCAGAGAGCUGCUGCAGCCCUUCGAGCCCGUCCUCAAGUUCCUCACCAUCAAGGCCGUCAUCUUCCUCUCUUUCUGGCAGGGGCUGCUGCUGGCCAUCCUGGAGAGGUGUGGGGCCAUCCCCGAGGUCCAGGUCAUCGACGGGAGCACGGUGGGGGCCGGCACGGUGGCCGCUGGCUACCAGAACUUCAUCAUCUGCAUCGAGAUGCUCUUUGCUUCCAUCGCCCUGCGCUACGCCUUCACCUGCCAGGUGUACUCGGAGAAGACAGAGAGCUCGCCAGCCCCCUCAGCACCCAUGCAGAGCAUCUCCAGUGGCCUCAAGGAGACCAUGAGCCCGCAGGACAUCGUGCAGGAUGCCAUCCACAACUUCUCCCCCGCCUACCAGAAGUACACGCAGCAGGCCACGCAGGAGGCCCCCCGGCCCGGCCAGGGCAGGGCGCCCUCACCGCGCACGCCCCCCCACAGCCCGGAUGGCGGCCCCGGCGGGGGCAGGAAGGGCCACCACGUGGAGAAGAGGAUGCUAAUACCCGCGGAGGAGCUGUAG
Messenger RNA from Budorcas taxicolor (takin), 1333 nucleotides. RefSeq names its product transmembrane protein 184A (gene TMEM184A). Gene Ontology annotation, molecular function: transporter activity. The transcript is spliced from 9 exons. Gene Ontology annotation, biological process: transport. Gene Ontology annotation, cellular component: early endosome membrane. Bases 89 to 1333 code for a protein of 414 amino acids. The record is from RefSeq and is a predicted model, not a curated record. NCBI's taxonomy places the organism in Eukaryota, Metazoa, Chordata, Mammalia, Artiodactyla, Bovidae.